GUAAAUAGAUAUGGUAUUUCAUUUCUCGGGGAACUUUUCUUGAAGUUUCAUACACAGGGUUCAAACAAUAAGCAGGGAAGAUGGAUAUAUUGGGUCUCGUCACUAUUCCAGGCUGGUUACUGACAGUGUUAUUGAUUGUCCUGUCUCUCUAUUUGUAUUCAAAAUACAAAUUAAGUUUUUGGAGCAGGCUUGGUGUGCCUUAUGUAAAACCGACACUACUUUUGGGAAAUGUCACCAGAAUGGGAAAUGGGAUAGGUGAAUUCGACCUGGAAAUGUUCUACGAAUACGACAAAGUUAUAGGAACAUACAUCUUACACAAGCCAUCAUUACUUUUACUGGACCCUAAACUGGUUCGAGACGUCAUGAUAAAGAAUUUUUCUAGCAUGCCAAAUAGAACGCAUCCAUUUAAAUCCAAAACAGAUCUUCACCACGCUGUUUCUCGACUCAAAGGAGAUCAUUGGAGGUUCAUGAGAAACACAUUGUCUCCAAUAUUCGCAUCUGGAAAAAUGCGAAAGAUGUGUCCAGCACUUACACAAGCUUGUCAGCGAUUGUUCAACAGUAUUGAACAUGAAUCGAGACUUGGUAAUGCCAUUGAAUUCAAGAGGAUGUUUGGAAACUUUACAAUGGAUGCUAUCGCUUCUCUCGGAUUUGGAAUGCAAUUGGAUUUGUAUAAAGAAGACGAAAAUGAAUUUGUAACUAAGGCAAAAGAAGUGUUUCUUGCAUUUGGAGGCCUUGGAGUUAUUCUCGAUAGUUUUAUGCCACCUCUUUAUAAGCUUCUUGUUAAGUUGGGUUUUGACAUGGAUGGACAAAGCAAACACUGUUUAUUUUUCAGACAAUUUGUGGAACAAGCGAGGACACAGAGAGAAAAGGGUGAUAAGGAUCGGGCUGAUAUUCUUCAGCUUUUGUUGGAUGCCCAUAACGACAAUGAGGUUAAUGACACGGAGAAAAUGAAUGACUAUAAAAGCAAUAAAGAUGAAUGGAAAAAGCGAGGUUUAACAAAUGAUGAAAUUAAUGGUAACUCCAUUGCCUUUAUGAUCGCUGGAUACGACACUACGGCAUCAGCUCUGACCUUCACUGCAUAUUGUUUGGCAACAAAUCCGGAAUGCCAGGACAAACUGCUGGAAGAAAUAGAUUCAACUGUUGGACAGGAUCAACCUGAUUAUGACAAUACACAAAAGAUGGAAUACCUAGACUGUGUGAUAAAAGAGGCAUUACGAUUGUAUACCCCAGCGCAAAGAACAGUUCGGGAAACCGAUGUGGAUUUGGAGAUAGCUGGCUACAACAUACCCAAAAAUACGGAAAUAUCAAUACCAAUAUAUGCGCUUCACAGACAUCCGAAAUACUGGAAAAACCCAAUAAAAUAUGACCCUGACAGAUUUUUGGCAAAGAACAAGUCUAACUUGACCCCAUAUACGUUCCUUCCGUUCGGACUUGGACCAAGAAGCUGCAUAGCGAUGCGCCUGGCUUACUUGGAAGCUAAAUGUGCCUUAGUCACCAUUCUUCAAAAAUACAAGUUUGUCCCAUGUGAUAAGACUGAGAUUCCCUUGAAAAUUGAUUCCAGAGUGCUUCUGAAGCCAAAGAACGGUCUCUUCCUGGAGAUGGAGGAACGCAAGCUCUCGUGAUUUUAACUUCAUUUUGUAAUUUAUAAACUAUUCUUUAAUGUUUCGAAGCAAAAAAAUGACCAAUUAGAUUUUUGAAUAUAUAAACACUAAUGUUCCAGGAAGGUUGUGUUCAGAAUGUAUACAUAAACAAAAACUGGGGUAAAUGUUUACAUACGAUUACUCUUCUAGGUACCUGACCUUACCUUUGGUGAUUCCAGGGGCUCGUGUUUUUGUCCUGUUCUCAUUUCGUAUUGCUUAAAUGUGAUUAAUGGAAUUGAUUACAGCUCGUUAUUUUCACCCUUUUUCAUAUUAAAUGUACAUGUAUAUGUUAUAAAUUGUGUAAGUUGCAUAAUUUUAAGUUACGAUUGUGCCAAUUCAUUAUAAUUUCAACAGCAACAAAGAUUCUUCCUUAUUUGUUGUACACGAACAUCUUAUAUCUUAUGUCUUGUACAUUUGCAUCAGCCAUUUGCUACUAUAGAUUUUAAAUAUUACUCCCGACAUUUUUUUUAUUAUUGAAAUACGUGUAUAUGAUUUAUGAAAUGUUAGUUGGAAUUCAAAUGAGAAAAGGAAUAAAUAAUUCUUGUAAUGGAAAGACAUUAUUAAACAUAUGGAAAAUAUCAA
Molecule: messenger RNA, 2222 nt
Organism: Saccostrea echinata
Lineage: Eukaryota; Metazoa; Mollusca; Bivalvia; Ostreida; Ostreidae
Product: cytochrome P450 3A2-like
Exons: 14
Coding region: 81-1622 (513 amino acids)
Molecular function (GO): steroid hydroxylase activity; heme binding; oxidoreductase activity, acting on paired donors, with incorporation or reduction of molecular oxygen
Source: RefSeq, a predicted model, not a curated record